This is a messenger RNA of Rangifer tarandus platyrhynchus (Svalbard reindeer), 495 nucleotides long. The record is from the annotation of a GenBank genome assembly. NCBI's taxonomy places the organism in Eukaryota, Metazoa, Chordata, Mammalia, Artiodactyla, Cervidae.
AUGAUUAUGAAGACGACGGCCAGGUACCAACUGAUACCUAACCGCUGCACAUCAGGGUCACGCCGGCGGCCACGGUUACAGCAGGACCACCGCCCCCAGCAACUGCUGACUUCCGAGUCGGAGCGUCUUCCGCGCCGAACUACAAUCCCCGGCAUGCACUGCAGCGCCCCCAACCCUUGCCGGAAGGCGAGGCCCAGGAAAGAGGCGGCCGCGUCGCCCGGCCCGCGGGUGCCCAUGUUUUCCUUCCGCCAAAGGGCUUCCCCCCAGCCUCGGACUGAGCAUUUCCGGGGUCCCGAGACCGCCGCUCGCGCCAAAGCGCCGCCGCCCCUUCAGGAGUCCCCCGGGCAACGGAGCCAUACUAACUUUCUGUCAGGCUUUGGCGCCCGGCGCGCCGUCAGUGACGGCAUGCGGGGGGUGGGCGUUCCGGCCGGGGAGGACCCCGCCGCGGCCCCGGAAGCGCCUCGUCUUGGGCGACAGUGGUGGCGGUCGCCGUGA